AGCAGCCAGUGCCAAGGCCAGCUGGGGACAUCACUGGAGCCAGGGGACAUGUCCAGAGAGCAGCAGGAGCAGCUCCUGGUGGAGCCCUGGCCACGCAGCUGUGGCGCUGGGGGCCAGCACCAAGAACCUUCACACCUACACAUGCAAGGGGCCUUAAAGCCGUGUGACAUGCUAUUUGUAUGCAAAUAACCCUGUGAAUGCAGAAGUCCAAAAAUAUUACUUUAAAGUCUGGUGUAAUUAAGUUUGCCAUGCAUUUCCCUGCUCCUGCAGCCCUGGGGAUCCUGCUGUUAGCGGGAAAAUGAAUGCCUGGGUGACAUCUCUCCCCCUUGCAUGGCUUCACUGGUGAUUUAUUUAUCUGCCCGUGCUGUGUUUUGUUGUCUCAGCAGUCUCUGCUGCUCAGGAGCGGCAAACACUGGGAGUCCAUUUAAAAAAACAACUCUUGUCUCAUUUCAGUAAUUUACUAUGCAGAGGUUUUGUGUUUUACAUAAUGGAUUAGAACCUGUAAUUUUGUAUUUUGAAUGCAUGGACCUAAUAACUCAAGUAAUGAAAGUCUAACAGGCUUGAGGAUGAGCCAUUAAUGAAACAGCAGUUUUAUGAUUCUCCACAAUAUAUUGCAAUAGUGGAUCACUUACAGAGCUGUCCUGUGCUGAUUUAUGAUGAAACUUGUUUGUGAUGUGGAGAUAGAGCCAUGUGCCUGCUCUGAAUUAGCGCUUCCUGGCCAUCAUUAACCAAUGGGAAUCGUAAUUGGUAUUUGUGGAGUUUGAAGCUGAGCACUGGGAAAGGCCAAUUAAGCACCAUCCAUGCUCAGGUACCUCAGUGAACCAGCCCUGCUAAUUUAUGCUGACUAAUUAUUAAAAAUUAGCUUGUUUUCUCUCAAGUUAGGAAGCUGGUGAAGAGGGUGUGUGGGAUGGUGCCCUCGGCGUGUGCCACCACUCCCCAUCAUGUCCUGGGCUCUUCCACCUCUGUCCUCUUGUCACACAGGGUGGUGUGGGCUGCUCUUGGAUCUCCUCCCAGUUUCAUCAGCCCAACACCUCUGGCUGUGGGCUGUGUUUCAGGGGUGCCAGAGGUGCCAGGCCCUGGUCCCUUAACCACCCUCACUCGGUGCCUUGUGCUCUGCAGUGGGACGGGAUGCUGUCACAAAUCCUGCAGCCAGGGAUGGUGUUUGCUUUCCCUGGCUGCUGCUGGCCUCAAAGCCACAAAGCCACUGCCUGGGGAUGUGCCUUGUGGGGCCACAGGGAGCUCCACAAGCCGAAUUCGGGCUGUGCCUGCUCACAGCGCAGCAGCUGCUGGUGCCACAGGGUGCUGCAGGGCAGUGGAUGCAGCAGAAGGGUGCUGGCCUCAUCCUGGCCACCACAACUCCCUGUCCACUCCAGCCUGGCAUUCCCUGCCUGCUCCCCACCUGCUCCCUGCCGGGAGCCAGGGGACCUCCAGUGCCGUGAAUCUGACAGCAGUGGAUUUGAUAGUUUACUCUAGUAACACAAGACCAAUUUAUAAAUCUUUCCAUCCCAUUAGUUUUUAUUUGAUUUGGAUGUUCAGAUGUCAAAGCAAAUGAUUUAAUUAGUGCUAAGCUGGGCUGCAGGGAUGCUGCAUUUCCCCCAGGCUGGUGCUCCUCGCCUGGCCUGCAGCCCAGCUCCCAGUGCCAGAAGCAGAUGGGUUCACCCAGGAGCCCAUGUGGAGCUCUUGGGCCUGGUCAGGCCCUGGGGGGGUGGCUGAUGCCCUGCUGGGCACAAGCCCCACAGCCCCCUGGGGCCUGUCCAUUGCUCCCCAAGGCUCCCUGUGUGGCACAGCCAUCACAUCCUGCAUCCUGGCACUGGAUAACACUCGUUACUGUGUGUGGGGCUGCCCGUGCCCCCGUCCUCUGCCCAGGCUCCCUGGGACUGGGAUGGACCUGGAAGUCGUCCAUGGCCAAGGUCCUCCACAGUGCUGCAGGAGGGAUCUGUGCCUGCUUUGUCCCACUGGGAGGGGACAUGUCCCCAGCCCCACGGCACAGCCACCACCUCCUGCCGCCUGUCCCGGCUCCUUCCUUACCAUCACCUUCUGCUUCGCUUGCAGGAGCCUGAUGCCACGAACCCUUGACAGCCAGAUCACAGUGGAGAAGACCCCCAGCUACUUUGUCACCAAAGAGGCCCCACGAAGGAUCUUCAACAUGUCCCGGGACACGAAGCUGAUCGUGGUGGUGCGGAACCCGGUCACCCGCGCCAUCUCGGACUACACGCAGACGCUCUCCAAGAAGCCGGACAUCCCCACCUUCGAGGGGCUGACCUUCCGCAACCGCAGCCUGGGGCUGGUGGACACCUCCUGGAACGCCAUCCGCAUCGGGAUGUACGCCGUGCACCUGCAGAGCUGGCUCCAGUACUUCCCUCUCUCGCAGAUUCACUUUGUCAGCGGCGAGAAGCUGAUCACGGACCCAGCAGGGGAGAUGGCCAAAGUGCAGGAUUUCCUGGGCAUCAGACGGGUCAUCACAGACAAGCACUUCUACUUCAACAAGACAAAAGGCUUUCCCUGCCUGAAGAAGUCAGAGAGCAGCGGCUUGCCUCGCUGCCUUGGCAAGUCCAAGGGCAGGACUCACGUGCAGAUAGACCCCGAGGUGAUCGAGCAGCUUCGGGACUUUUAUAGACCUUAUAAUAUCAAAUUCUAUGAAACAGUCGGGCAGGACUUCAGGUGGGAGUAAGUGUCCGGGAGCAGAGCUGCAGUGACAUGGAGCUGCAGUCUUCUGUGAGGAGGGCCCGAGGGGCUGGAGCCAGGACCCCCCUCAGCCCGUGGAGAAUUGUGAGCAGAGGCAGGCAAGGCCUUUCCCCAUGGCUCAGGAGUCUGCAGCGCUCCGGAGAGAAGCAAGAUCGGGAAGAGUCAGUCCUGCUGCAGGCAGCAAGCCGAGGGAUGAGUGCCCAGCAGCACUGCCUGUCCCAGCGGGUCACGGUGUCCUCCGUGGGGUCCUGUGUGCCCUUAGCACCACGUGGUCCCCAGGGUCACAGACGGCCCCAGCCUGUGUUCAGGCUGCUGCAAAGCACAUCCCUCUGUGUCCCAGAGCAGAUGGGUGCUCCUGCACGGUGGGACUGUCCCUGCCAGCCCCGUCCUGGGCGGGCACAGCUGCAGCCACUCCACUCUGCCUUUGUCACUUGCCAUGUGUACCCAUGAGGACAGAGAGAUGUAUCUGCUUGACAAAGAAGUCUAUGGAAAAUGUUGUACUGAUAUUUUGUCCUGUGAAUAAAGCACAGAAUCCUGCUGUUACGGGUACUUUAGUGGCACUAGUUUCCUUGUUCAGCUUGUGAUCCCUUCAUGUAAAUAAAGUGGCUUCCACCA
Molecule: messenger RNA, 3300 nt
Organism: Cyanistes caeruleus (blue tit)
Lineage: Eukaryota; Metazoa; Chordata; Aves; Passeriformes; Paridae
Source: RefSeq, a predicted model, not a curated record